Molecule: messenger RNA, 2764 nt
Organism: Cornus florida
Lineage: Eukaryota; Viridiplantae; Streptophyta; Magnoliopsida; Cornales; Cornaceae
Product: putative receptor-like protein kinase At1g80870
Exons: 1
Coding region: 199-2508 (769 amino acids)
Biological process (GO): protein phosphorylation
Molecular function (GO): protein kinase activity; ATP binding
Source: RefSeq, a predicted model, not a curated record
UCCAUUUUUCCUUCGUGAUACCUGCAAAACUUUCUCUUUAGUCAAAAGCACCUUUGGGUCCCUCCCAUCUCGAUCUGUUUCUCACUCCUCACUCUCUCUCUGCUCCUUUCUUAAUCUCUCAUCUCCUCAGUUUUCAACUCAUUAAACUAAUAACAAAUCAAACAAAACACAAGAUUUGAUUUAUUCAUUCACAUACACAUGUACAUAUACAAGUAUAAUAAUCCAAAUGAUUAUCCAACUGUAAAGCAAACCUCCUUGGAUACAGAGACCUACACAAACCCUUUCUUCUUCUUCAUCUUCUUCAUUAUCUUUACUCUAUGCUCAAUCCAAAAACAACCCAGAAACGCUAAAACACCUAACACACAGAAAAAACCCACAAUGCCUUCAAGACAACCUUUUCCUCCAAACCCUAACCCUAAACCCAAAACCUUUCUCUUGUUCCUCAUCAUCACUGCAAUUGCCUCUCUCACCAUCCUGUUCGCCAUUCUCUACUUCCUCUACUACCUCUGGUACUCUCUCGUCCACCGUUCUCGGACCAGCCCGUUCGAUUCCGGUGCCCCUCUGGUCAAGUUGCAGAGAUUCAGCUACCGAGAGCUCAAAUCGGCCACCGAUGAGUUCAGCGAAUCGAAUUCGAUCGGAAAAGGAGGGUCCGGCACGGUUUUCCGGGGAAUUCUCCGGGACGGCAAGCUCGUGGCAGUGAAAAUGCUCGAUUCGUCAUCGUUUCAGGCCGAGAGGGAGUUCCAGAACGAGCUUCAGAUUCUAGACGGCUUGAGAUCGCCGUUUGUGGUUUCGCUAUUAGGGUUUUGUAUUAAGAAGAAGAAAAGAAUACUGGUAUAUGAGUACAUGCCCAAUCGUAGCCUUCAGGAGUCACUUUUCUCUGAGGAAAAUCCCAACUCGAGUCUCAAUUGGGUGAGAAGAUUCGAGAUUAUUCUUGAUAUCACUCGAGCGCUUGCUUAUUUGCAUCUUGAAUGUGACCCUCCGGUGAUCCAUGGGGAUGUGAAGCCGAGUAAUGUGUUGCUCGAUUCAGAGCACAGAGCGAAGCUUUCUGAUUUCGGGCUGUCCCGGUUGAAGAUUGAAGGCGAAUUCGGAGUUGAUUUGUUCAGUCAGGACUUGGGGAAGAGUCAGGAGCUUUCCGGGAAUUUGGCGGUGCUCAGAGGGGAGACUCCAGCAAUUGGGACUCCGGUGGAGAGCCAUAACGAGGUAGAUUUCGCUCUAGCUUUGCAAGCUUCUUCUUCUUCGAAAAAUAGUGGAAUUUGUCACAAUUUGAAAGCUUUGAACUUGAAUUCUUUGAAUUAUAAUGCCAACAUUGCAAAUGAGAUUGAGAAUAAAGAUAGGAAGGCAAAGGGUAAGGAGGUUUCCGGGGUUGAAAAUGGCGGGGAUGAUUGGAACAAGUUUGUGAACUAUGAUGAUGAGCUUGGUAGUAUUGAUCAUAGUAAAGAUUUGAGUGUUGCUUCGGUUGUUGAUCAUACGACGAGUACCAAACAAUGGGGAAAAGAUUGGUGGUGGAGACAGGAUGGGAGUGGGGAAUUGUGUAGCAAAGACUAUGUUAUGGAGUGGAUUGGGAGCCAAAUUUGUCCGGCAAAUCCUGACUGGGAUGAAGAAAAGAAGUGCUCUCCAGAGAAGUCCAAAUUGGAUAUUUCAAUUCCAUUAGAUAAAUUAGAAGAUGUGAAUGAAACCCAAUUAAAAGAUCAUGGUUUUGAGUGUCCUAAGAAGGGGUCUGAGAAUGGGAAAAAUUUGGGAUGGAAAAAAACCCGAAAUAAGAAGCACAGGAAGAUGCAGGAAUGGUGGAAAGAAGAGCACCUUGAUAAAAUUUCCAAGAAAAGUAAUAAGCUAAGGAAGCUUGAAAACAAGUGUAAGAAGGGAUUUAAAAUGCCACAUUUUGAUUUGGGCCGACAUUUUCAUUUCCGAAGAAGAAGAAAGAUUGGGCAACAGAACCAAAAUGAGGGUGAUCCAAAUAUGGAGUUCAGUUUCAGGAGGGGGUGGAAGAGAAAGAAUGCCCGUUCUGUUGGCAGUGACAUGUGGAGUGGAGAUCUUUUUAGUCGGGAGUUGAGCAGCACGACAAGCAUGAGAGGGACUCUGUGCUAUGUUGCACCAGAAUUUGGUGGGUGUGGGUACUUAAUGGAGAAGGCUGACAUUUACAGCCUAGGAGUUCUUAUCCUUGUGAUAGUGUCCGGUAGAAGGCCAUUACAUGUCCUUUCUUCACCCAUGAAGCUUGAGAAAGCAAACUUGAUAAGCUGGUGCAGGCACUUGGCACAAGCUGGAAAUAUAUUAGAACUUGUAGAUGAGAGAUUGAAAGAUGAGUAUGAUAAGGAUCAGGCAAGUUUGUGCAUCAAUUUGGCGCUGGCUUGCUUACAGAAAAUGCCCGAGUUGCGGCCAGAUAUUGGGGAGAUUGUUAGGGUUUUGAAAGGGGAGAUGGAUCUACCACAGCUCCCAUUUGAAUUCUCUCCCUCUCCACCUUCCAAAUUAUUAAGCAGAUCGCGGAGGAAACUGAAGUCCAAUGCGGAAUAAACUUAGAAACACCCUCUUGGUCUUGCUUCUCCAAACAGGGUUUUUUUUUUUUUUUUUGAACAUGAGUGUAAGAUAGAAGAGAGAGGAACAGAUGUUGUAUAUCCAAAAAAGAUUUGUUCCUGGAAACUGAAGGUUUGUGUACUGUGUAUGAUAUUGUUGUAAUGUAUAUUAGAUGUAUGACUUCUGAUAUCUUUACCACUUAUUGAAUCCAAUAUUGAAGAAUCAAGUUCCUGUAUUGCCUUCUUUUUAUUGUAAA